GGGCUCUCGCUCAGAGUUCUCGGUGGAAGUGGUUUUUCCGGGAGAGACCACGCUUCCCCGCAAGCUCCCCAACGGCUCCGCCUUCCCGCCGGAGCCUGACCCUUCCCAGCGUGCCCGGCAAUUCCGGCGUGCGAGGCCCUUGGAGGGCAAGGCCCCUGGGCCUGGCUUAGGAGGGCGAGAGGCAGGCUGGGAAUUGUAGUUCUCAAGCCCCCGAGGGCGGCUAGAGGCUGGCGGUGAAGAGGACUAGUUGUCCCAGCGUGCCCUGCGCCUCAGCCCGCGCGCUCGCAGCUUCUCGCUCUCGCCAGCUUGCCCGCUCCCUUGCUUGCUCGCGCUUUCGCUCGCCCUCUCCUCGAGGAUCUAGGGGACUCUGACCACAGCCUGAGGCUGGGAACGGGGACAGAGGCGGCGGCUCAGGGGAAACCAGGCUGCAGUGGUGGUGGUAGGAAGAUGUCGGGCGAGGACGAGCAGCAGGAGCAAACUAUCGCCGAGGACCUGGUCGUGACCAAGUAUAAGAUGGGGGGCGACAUCGCCAACCGGGUACUUCGGUCCUUGGUGGAAGCAUCUAGCUCAGGUGUGUCGGUACUGAGCCUGUGUGAGAAAGGUGAUGCCAUGAUUAUGGAAGAAACAGGGAAAAUCUUCAAAAAAGAAAAGGAAAUGAAGAAAGGUAUUGCUUUUCCCACCAGCAUUUCGGUAAAUAAUUGUGUAUGUCACUUCUCCCCUUUGAAGAGCGACCAGGAUUAUAUUCUCAAGGAAGGUGACUUGGUAAAAAUUGACCUUGGGGUCCAUGUGGAUGGCUUCAUCGCUAAUGUAGCUCAUACUUUUGUGGUUGAUGUAGCUCAGGGGACCCAAGUAACCGGGAGGAAAGCAGAUGUUAUUAAGGCAGCUCACCUUUGUGCUGAAGCUGCCCUACGGUUGGUCAAACCUGGAAACCAGAAUACACAAGUGACAGAAGCCUGGAACAAAGUUGCCCACUCAUUUAACUGCACGCCAAUAGAAGGUAUGCUGUCACACCAGUUGAAGCAGCAUGUCAUCGAUGGAGAAAAAACCAUUAUCCAGAAUCCCACAGACCAGCAGAAGAAGGACCAUGAAAAAGCUGAAUUUGAGGUACAUGAAGUAUAUGCUGUGGAUGUUCUCGUCAGCUCAGGAGAGGGCAAGGCCAAGGAUGCAGGACAGAGAACCACUAUUUAUAAACGAGACCCCUCUAAACAGUAUGGACUGAAAAUGAAAACUUCACGUGCCUUCUUCAGUGAGGUGGAAAGGCGUUUUGAUGCCAUGCCAUUUACUUUAAGAGCAUUUGAAGAUGAGAAGAAGGCUCGGAUGGGUGUGGUAGAGUGCGCCAAACAUGAACUGCUGCAACCAUUUAAUGUUCUCUAUGAGAAGGAGGGUGAAUUUGUUGCCCAGUUUAAAUUUACAGUUCUGCUCAUGCCCAAUGGCCCCAUGCGGAUAACCAGCGGUCCCUUUGAGCCUGACCUCUAUAAGUCUGAGAUGGAGGUCCAGGAUGCAGAGCUAAAGGCCCUCCUCCAGAGUUCUGCAAGUCGAAAAACCCAGAAAAAGAAAAAAAAGAAGGCCUCCAAGACUGCAGAGAAUGCCACCAGUGGGGAAACAUUAGAAGAAAAUGAAGCUGGGGACUGAGGUGGGUCCCAUCUCCCCAGCUUGCUGCUCCUGCCUCAUCCCCUUCCCACUACACCCCAGACUCUGUGAAGUGCAGUUCUUCUCAACCUAGGACCGCCAGCAGAGCAGGGGGUCUCCCUGCCCCGACCCCAGUUCCCCAGCCCACUCCCUUCCAACAACAACCAGCUCCAACUGACUCUGGUCUUGGGAGGCAAGGCUUCCCAACCACGGAAGACUACUUUAAGUGAAAAAAAGAAAUUGAAUAAUAAAAUCAGGAGUCAAAAUUCAUCGUCUUCAAGCCCCUCUUUCUAGCCUUUUCUACUACUGUCUGCUUGGUCAAGGUUUGUAGCCCUACCACAGAACAGGGCUAAAUUAGCCACCGCCACUGAAAACUCAGCUGAAUUUUUUUAUACCACUCUGACAUCAGCGUUUUUCCAUCUGUUUGGGGCUUUUUCCUCUCUUUUUCCCAUUUUCCCCAAGUAUUUUAUCUGGCUUCAAAAUUAGGAGGAUUAUUUUUUCAGAUUGUUUUUAUUCAGUGUGGCCAACUCCUCAUCUUGAUUCAGGCCGUCCAGUCAGGCCCCUCCCAUUUUAGGAGUUGGAACCUUGAUUUAUGAAGAGAUUCUCAUCUAUGAAAUGGAUCCUCAUUUGUAAAUCUUUGUUCUUCCAUUUUCACAAAGCUGUAAAGAAAUAAUUCAUCUCAACCUUACCCUUUUCUCUGGAGUCAGUGGGGUCUUCCCUCACUCCAUCUUACACAAACCUGAGCUGGAAGCUCAACUGGUUUUGUUCCCUGUUUGAAAUAUUGUGAUCUCCCUCCCUUGAAAGAAAAAGGAAGAACCAGAGGAGUAGACUGAAGAUACAACUCCUGGCUUUCUGAAGCUAUGGACUUGGAUUGGAUUGCUGGGGGUUUGUAGCGAAAGGUGACAUAUUUCAGUACCUCUGGCAUGCUGUCCCAGGAAACUAGGGCUCCCACUAACUUAUGAGGUUUUUAAACACAUUGAAAAUGACAUGACAUUAAAAUAAAUUUGGAUUUGCUCAUAA
Molecule: messenger RNA, 2649 nt
Organism: Callithrix jacchus (white-tufted-ear marmoset)
Lineage: Eukaryota; Metazoa; Chordata; Mammalia; Primates; Cebidae
Gene: PA2G4
Product: proliferation-associated 2G4
Source: RefSeq, a predicted model, not a curated record